Nematostella vectensis (starlet sea anemone) is the source of this 2375-nucleotide messenger RNA. RefSeq lists its product as uncharacterized. Gene Ontology annotation, cellular component: centrosome. The record is from RefSeq and is a predicted model, not a curated record. Bases 175 to 1857 code for a protein of 560 amino acids. Lineage: Eukaryota; Metazoa; Cnidaria; Anthozoa; Actiniaria; Edwardsiidae. The transcript has 7 exons.
CCUAGGUAAAAUAUGUUUGUAAAUUGUGCGCGGCUAAGUUAUUUCGGCCUGGGCCGGUAAAGAAAUUCUUAUAUGAACUUUGUUAUCAAUUUGUGAAGUUUAGAUAAAUUUUGCGAUGAACAGGGAACUUGGUAAUGGUUAGUUUUCGUUCGCGAAACAUUCCGUAAUCCCGAAAUGGCUACAUUACUACAGCAAGCUAUUUACAAGGAGUUCCAAGGAGUGGACAAUCUAUCGAGGAACGUGGAAUCGGACGUAUUACACCAGCCGGAACUUCUAGACAGACUUACCAUCUCACAGAAACAUUUCGAUGAAUACAGGUCACGCACACAACGAACUCCCAAGGUGCCUUGGGGCCGCAGUAUUAGUUAUGGCGGUUUUGGUCCCAUCAGCCUUCCUGAAAGCCACCGUCCAAAGCAAGAACCCCCCACACGCGUACAGAAAGGACAUCGCCACUUUGGUGGUGGCGUGCUGCCUUUCCCGAGGGGUCUUCCGAUUGAGCAGUACUAUGACUUGACGCAACUGAAGAAAAGUAAUCUGAGACGAAAUGACGAGCUCAUUCCAGACCCACACAAGGUGGAUAUCAGCAAACACUUGAUCCAAUUACCGUUCCCAUCGGAGCACCCAUACUAUUCACACAUAUCCAAAAUGGCACUCUUUCCCAACUUCGAUUCACCGGACGAUAUAAGAAGGGGGAAGCUCGCAGCGACAAUGUACCCCACACUACCCUCCACCGCACCGGCUUCGGCACCAGACCCCGUUGUGGUACAAAAGACGAAGGGCAGCUUUGGCCGCAGGGAACUGGUCACGAUACAAAACGAGUCUGACAAAAAACCGCUGACGUGGAAUGGCCAUAACUUUUAUCAGCUUGUGAAAGGUCCCGCACUACAGCGUCAACAAUUCUACCCCACCCCUCCCUUAUCUCUUGACCCAAACCACGCGGAGCGCCCCCCUGACCUGACCGUGUGUCCCCGCACCGCGAACGCUUUGUACAACCUGAAGAAGACGCACUUGCAGACAGUGUACGGCACGCAGUACACAGGCAACGGACCGCAGAACGUGCUCAGGCUCGACAACUACGACGACGCGUGCAGGGGGCACGCACAUGAGCUGAAAGAGUAUUUCAAGAAUGAGUUCACUCCGCCACAUCCUUUGGAGGGCCGCCACAGCGAGAUUCGCAAACCUGUGAAACAAAAAAAGAGGAAGAGAAUCAUAGUUGGGGACGGUACGGAGCUUUGGGUGACAGACGACGAGGAUGACGACCUGCACACACAGUACAAAGUCCAAGAGUCAGCGGUACAGGCUCAAAAUACAUACGCAGAGGACACAAAGCAGCCUGUGGUCGAAAGGGAGCCAGGAACUUAUUCUAAAAAUGUUCAUCACCUGAUAAAUCACGAAAAUUCUGAGUUCGAGCAAGAUCUCCGCCAUGUUCCGGGCACAUAUUAUCCGAGUGCACAUCCGUACCAGGCAAAAUCUCUACUACAAUUUGACAAGAGCAGCUCUAGCUAUAAGCCAACGACACGGCCCGCCACUGCCCCGGAGAUCCCCCGACCGCGAUCGCCUACCAUCCACAAUAUGCCGAGCCAAGUACCCGAAGAAACAAAAACUGGCUCGACCAACAGCGACCUGUACCCGAAGUGGUUCCGAAAAAGUUCUGUUUACGGCCCGAGGAGACCUAGUACGGCUUUGAUCGAACUACAGAAUAGCUGGAGUAGGACCGAAGCUCAUCGGAAGUUCCACCAAGAGUUCCCCGAGAACGCGCCGGAUAUACGGCAAAAGCCUGACCUGCGAAUAACAACCAAUGAGCGACGCCACGUGAUUCCCGAAACGGGCGUACACGUAUUCUAUUAUCAUCGGUAGCGCUCUUGUACUUCAGGUGGACAAUACACGUGUCCCUGAUCUGUGUGCAGUUGGUGACAUUGAGUUUCCUUUCCUCACGCGCAAGUCUUCGUAUAAGCACGUGCAAAUAUUCGUAUGAGCACGUGCAAUUCUUUGUAUGAUCACGUGCAAGACUUCGCAUGAUCACGUGCAAGUAGUGCAACUAUGCAACGUGCAACUAUGUUCACAUGCAAAAGUCUAUGAUUGCAUGAGGAUUGAAUGACCCUCUUGUCUCUGGGAGGCCUGCGAUAUGAGUGCAGCCUCGCUUACUGAACCAUAUUUCUAAGUCAUCGAAAAUGUAUUACAUAUAGAACAAAUUCCUGCUAGGCACUCAGGUAGUUCGUCAUUGAUGGCGGUAUGGUGUCACUGAAAACCGAAAUGUACAGAAAAUGGAUGUAUGAUACACAAACACCUAAGCAUGAAAUUGCGUUAUUAAUCAUCACAAUAAAAAUAAACAAAUUGGGCAACUCUAAAAAAAAAAUAAAAACGGACACAACUUU